Messenger RNA from Amborella trichopoda, 1073 nucleotides. RefSeq names its product V-type proton ATPase subunit E. Gene Ontology annotation, cellular component: proton-transporting two-sector ATPase complex, catalytic domain. The record is from RefSeq and is a predicted model, not a curated record. Gene Ontology annotation, molecular function: proton-transporting ATPase activity, rotational mechanism. Gene Ontology annotation, biological process: proton transmembrane transport. Lineage: Eukaryota; Viridiplantae; Streptophyta; Magnoliopsida; Amborellales; Amborellaceae.
CAAGUCCACUCUGUCGGUCCUCAGUUGGUCUGAAUUCUGAAUCCUCCUCCCUCCCUCCACCGUUGCUCAUCAUUCAUAGUUGCAUAGAGAGAGAGGGAGAGAGAAGAUGGAUGAUGCAGAUGUUUCGAAUCAAAUACAGCAGAUGGUGUGCUUCAUUUGCCAGGAGGCUGAGGAGAAGGCCAACGAGAUCUCUCUCUCUGCUGAAGAAGAAUUUAAAAUUGAGAAGCUGCAACUAGUUGAAGUGGAGAAAAGAAAAAUUAGACAUGAAUAUGAACGGAAGGAAAAGCAGGUUGAAAUUAAGAAAAAAAUUGAGUAUUCAAUGCAAUUGAAUUCUUCGCGUCUAAAAAUUCUGCAAGCUCAGGAUGAUCUGAUUAACUCUAUGAAGGAGGCAGUGGGUAAAGAGCUCGUGCACGUUAGCCACAAUCACCAUGUUUAUAGAAAGCUUAUGAAAGAAUUGAUUGUUCAGAGCUUGCUGCGACUGAGAGAGUCUGCCGUGCUCCUACGAUGCCGCAAGGCAGAUCAUGGUUUUAUUGAGUCUGUUUUGCAUUUAGCAAAGCAAGAGUAUGCCGAGAAAGCGAAUGUACACCCUCCUGAAAUUAUAGUUGAUCAUCAGGUUUAUCUGCCACCUGCACCAAGCCAUCACCACAUGACUGGGCCUUCCUGCUCUGGAGGUUUGGUGCUAGCAUCUCGAGAUGGAAAAAUUGUGUGAAAACACACUCGAUGCUAGGCUGGAUGUAGUUUUCCGACAGAAGUUGCCUGAGAUCCGCAAGCGUUUAUUAGGCAAGACUGUUGUGUAGUCCUCCACCUUAAUUCUGCUAUAGUUUGUUUGAACUGCAGAAUAUUGUAUCAUCGAACUUGGCCCUUGUGAAAGCCUGGCCUCUAUUCUUUCCUGUUUUGUUUGUUUCUUUCAUUUUUUUUUUCCUUUUACAUUUUUUUCUGAAAAAUCCCAUUAUUUGGGAGCACCCCCUUAUUCAUUUGAAACUCUCCAUGAUUUCUCUCAUGUAGUGUUUUGGUGGAUUUGAACAAAAUUUGAGUGUUUAUUAGAAAACCAAAGGGGCAGUAUGGUUUCAUCA